GUCAAAGUGGUUUCAUCUGCAGUUACGACCCGUUCCAUUAUUUCUGCUUACAUAAAUGGACCAUCAAGGCAAGACUAAGACACUGAAGACUUCUUUUAUGCUUUUGAUUGUACAGUUCUGCCUUAGCAUUAUUUUAUUUUUAUUAUAUAACUCUGCAAAUCGCUCAGUGUCUAGCGAUGAAUUUUCAUAUACAAGUAUACAUCAAGACCUGGCUAAUGACACGAAGAUCAUCCUUGUUUGGACCUGGCCAUUUGGUGACACAUUUCCACUUAAUGAAUGUCCACCAUACACUGAUAUUUCUGGAUGCUUUUACACAGCUAACAGAACCUUGUAUUCUUCUGCAGAUGCAAUUGUUAUGCAUCACAGAGAUGUAUGUUAUUCCAGAAAACAGUUACCUCAGAUACCAAGACCACUAAAUCAGUAUUGGGUAUGGUUUAACUUGGAGUCUCCAUCACACAGCCCAAACUUGCAUUUUAUGGAUAAUCUCAUCAACCUCACAAUGUCUUAUAGAGCUGAUUCAGAUAUUUUCUCACCUUAUGGCUGGCUAGAGCCGAAUCAACGAGAAGAGAACUUCACAAUUCCUCCAAAGACUAAGUUGGUGGCCUGGGUAAUCAGUAACUGGAACCCAAAUGCUAAAAGAGUACGGUAUUAUCAGGAGCUCAAGAAAUUUCUUCCUGUAGACAUAUAUGGAAGGCAGCAUUUAGCUCUCCCAACAAAUGAACAUGAAAAAACAUUGUCCAAGUAUAAGUUUUAUCUCGCCUUUGAAAACACAAUUCAUGAAGAUUAUAUUACAGAGAAACUAUGGAAGAAUGCGUUGAAAUCUGGUUGUGUACCAGUUGUAUUGGGCCCUUCUCGAAAAAACUAUGAGCGUUUUAUUCCGAAAGACUCUUUUCUACAUGUUAAUGACUUCUCCACACCUGAAGAACUUGCUAAAUAUAUCUUAAAAUUGGACAGUGAUGAGAAAGCUUACCAGCAGUAUUUUACAUGGAGGUCCAGACUUCAUCCCUUUGCAGAUACUAACUGGCAGACUCAUUACUGCAGAGUAUGUAAAGCAAUAAAAGAAGCUCCUGCACACAAAACAAUUUCAAAACUUGGAGCAUGGUACAAAUAAUUAUAGGGUGUUUUCUCAGGUGUUUUCCAUAUUAGCUGAAAUUCAGUAGGGAAAUAUGAAUUUUGUAGGGAAUUCUUCCUCACUUUGUGCAUUUUUGUAGUUCAAUGCAUUUUUUCAAAA
Molecule: messenger RNA, 1231 nt
Organism: Bufo bufo (common toad)
Lineage: Eukaryota; Metazoa; Chordata; Amphibia; Anura; Bufonidae
Product: 4-galactosyl-N-acetylglucosaminide 3-alpha-L-fucosyltransferase FUT6-like
Exons: 2
Coding region: 56-1111 (351 amino acids)
Cellular component (GO): membrane
Molecular function (GO): alpha-(1->3)-fucosyltransferase activity
Source: RefSeq, a predicted model, not a curated record